UGCCAGACAGCCGACAAGCAAGAUGGCCGAGGAAGCAGCGAUGGCCGGCCUCGCCCUGCACGCGCGCCCCGAGGGACCUGAGAAGGUCACGAUCCAGUUCACAGCCGUUGGCGGUGCACCCAUCAUGAAGCGCAGCAAGUUCACGGUCAACGGCGCCGAUCCGCUGGGCGUCGUCUACUCGUUCCUCCGCAAGCAGCUGCGUCUCAAGGACGAAGAUGCGCUUUUUGUCUAUUGCAACGCGUCGUUUGCGCCGACGCCAGAUCAAAAGCUCAGCGAAUUGCACGAGUGCUUUCAUGUCAAUGGGACCCUCGUCCUCAACUACAGCCGCACGCAAGCCUGGGGCUAAUGCUCGCAAUGUCUAAAUGUACAUCCGCCACUGUGUAUUCCCUAAUAAAGUCAUAAUUUGUAAACGA
Molecule: messenger RNA, 413 nt
Organism: Saprolegnia diclina VS20
Lineage: Eukaryota; Oomycota; Saprolegniomycetes; Saprolegniales; Saprolegniaceae
Exons: 5
Coding region: 23-346 (107 amino acids)
Biological process (GO): nucleophagy; autophagy of mitochondrion; C-terminal protein lipidation
Cellular component (GO): Atg12-Atg5-Atg16 complex; cytoplasm; phagophore assembly site membrane
Source: RefSeq, a predicted model, not a curated record